Messenger RNA from Alternaria incomplexa, 639 nucleotides. RefSeq lists its product as uncharacterized. The record is from RefSeq and is a predicted model, not a curated record. The coding region runs from base 1 to 639 and encodes 212 amino acids. NCBI's taxonomy places the organism in Eukaryota, Fungi, Ascomycota, Dothideomycetes, Pleosporales, Pleosporaceae. The transcript has a single exon. Gene Ontology annotation, molecular function: protein binding.
AUGAAAACCCAUGGUAUCGAAGCCGUAUAUCCUGGACACGACACACUCUUGUGUCUCGUCGCACGGAAGAGCCCGCAAAGAGUCGAUGUGGCAGAACGACUUCUCGAGCAAGGAGCUUUACUUAAACAGAAGGCGCAUGUCAAGAGACGAGGAGCUGAAGCCUCCUACACUGGUUCUGACAGUCCGCUCGAACAAGCCAUCAAAGGUGGCAACGAGAAGAUCCUUCGCCUGCUUCUGAAUCGUGGUGCGGAUGCCAGGGUUCUUGACAACGAUACUUUGGAAGUAGCUGUAAAACGAGGGCGUCUGGAUAUAGUGCGCAUGUUGGUAGAGAAUGGUACGCGCGUCACACCGCGGCUCCCAUCGAGUGGUCGCAAAGAGCACUGGAGGUGGACAGAAGACAGGCUGAUGGCGCACGCCGUGCUUACGGAGAACGAGGCACUGUGCCGAUACCUGGUUGAACGUGGAGCUAUCGUCAAUGAACAUGCCUUGUGGGCGGCUGCCGAUGCAUCGCUGGUAUCAAUGAUUCGAUUUCUGGUCGACGUUGGGGCCGAGAUCAAUGAGCAGAUGAUCGAACGCGCGAAACGUUACAGUCAUCCAGACGUUGCGACUAUACUGCAAGCGCAUCACAACAGCACCUAA